Molecule: messenger RNA, 735 nt
Organism: Eimeria mitis
Lineage: Eukaryota; Apicomplexa; Conoidasida; Eucoccidiorida; Eimeriidae
Exons: 2
Coding region: 1-735 (244 amino acids)
Source: RefSeq, a predicted model, not a curated record
AUGGCUCAUCUUGGCAGAACUCGUGACCAAGUCCAGGAGUUCUCCCUGCAGGACGUACCAGCCGGCAAGCUGGCCUGGACUCACUGCGCCGAAGAGGGCUUUGUGACGGUGAAAAUCUUGAAAUGCGACGUCAAAACGGGAAAGGCUCAGGUGGUUCUCGACGCAGAAGGAGCUUCGAGCGUGGCAGCAGCACAGGCAGCUGCCGACGCAGUUCGCGAGACUUCAUCAGGACCAUGCACGACCGCAGGAAAUGCUCUUUUUGUUGAGGAUGAAUCAAAAGCUCAAGAUUCACAGCACCGCACCGAAUCGUCCGCUGGAAGCAUAUCUUCAGGGAAGAGAACGAAAUUACGUAAAGAAAAACUGAGCACUCCCUGGUCGCUGGAAUCCCCGGAGGCGGCAACCGAAGCAUUCGCCGACCCCCUGUCUCAACGAGGCGCCCACGGACUGUCACCUAGAUCUUGUUUGCCGGAGAGCGAGACUGAUGAUGAUGAAUCGGAGGGGCUCUCAGAUGCGCCGAGAGAUCCUUCUAGCGGCACCAGUUUUCCGGUAGCUGACGUAGGGGAGUGUCCCGUACCCACAGCAGAACAGCUCGAACAUCGGGCUGCGGCGGCAGCAGCAGCUGCUGCUGAUGCAGUCAGUGCCAAGUUCAUCUCCCAGCCGCCCUUUGAAGUCCCCGUCAACCACCUAUGGCCCUACAGUGCACCCCCCCGCUCUCCUUCAGCUGCUUCAACAUAG